Caenorhabditis briggsae is the source of this 3318-nucleotide messenger RNA. Gene Ontology annotation, biological process: DNA repair; mitotic cell cycle; DNA-templated DNA replication. The transcript has 8 exons. Gene Ontology annotation, cellular component: nuclear replication fork. The record is from RefSeq and is a predicted model, not a curated record. The coding region runs from base 1 to 3318 and encodes 1105 amino acids. NCBI's taxonomy places the organism in Eukaryota, Metazoa, Nematoda, Chromadorea, Rhabditida, Rhabditidae. Gene Ontology annotation, molecular function: chromatin binding; protein binding.
AUGAGCUUCACUAACAUUAAGAACCUGGAAAAUAUUGGCCUUCAAAAAAUAUGCAUUGAUUCUUCUGGGACCAAUAAGGAACAUGUUUAUGUUUGCGACGCGGAGAGAAAUGUUCUGAGAUUCGAUAAGAAGUCGUUACUGUCUGACGAAAAGCCAACAAUUAUCGAAAUUCCUGAUGCAACCACGUCUUCUAUCACAUGGUAUGGAGAAAACAUUUGUUUCGGGUACCGAAAAGUGGAUUUCAUUAUGGGAUCUGAACAACAAAUGGUUGGAAGAGCAAAAAACGGAAACUUCGACGAAGCCGAGAUUUCUGGUCCACUCGAGUUUCAAAUGGAUGUUACGGCUGUAGAUGCAAACGAGGAGAACGUUGUUGGAGGGUCCAGUGACUAUGCCGUAAAAUGCAUCAGCUUGAAGGACGCUGAUGCUGAGUUGAAAACAAGAAGCCUUGAGGCGGAAGUGUUAUGCGUCAAGCUCGAUCCCAGGAAUGAGUUCAUCGCAGUCUCUACAGUUGAUGGGAUCGUUACCAUUAUUGACAUUGAAUCUUUUUCGAUUGUACACACCAUUACUAACGCAUUUCCGAAAUUCGAAACAAUUGAUGUGUCCAAGCCCCGCAUCGAGAUGUCGUGGUCUAAGAAUGGUAAUUGGUUAUUCGUUCCAUCCAAAGACUGCAUCAAGUCAUAUGGACGCAACGGUUGGCAAGCGGCUGGAUCCUAUUGGCUGAAAGAUCGUGUCUCCACGACUUUCUCCGUAUCGGCUGUAUCCGCGUGUGGAAAGUACCUGGCCGGCUCAACUAUGGACAACCAUGUUGCAGUUUGGGACUGUUCCGAUUUAGAGCUUCUAAGUGAUAACCAGUUCAAACGAAAUGCUCCUGGUGUCACUAUCAUCACCUCAAUCGAAUUCUCUCCAUUCUCACAGAACCAAUUGAUUAUUGCUGAUUCAAAUCGGGGGAUUUGCGUGCUAAACACAUCCGGAGGAGAUACUGACGGGUUUUCUACAGAUAAAUUGGAUCAAGGAGUAACAGCAAAUGAGAGUGAUGACGAUGAUGAUUCAAUCAUUUUGAACAGAACCGCAUUGAAAAAGGAUUCUUUAUUCAAUGACGAAGCUAUGGACGAUGAAGAUGAGGAAACUCGAUUGUCUUCUGACAUUGGUGCCAUCAAGCGACAGUACAACUUCGAAAAUCAAGACAUCGGCGGUCUUGAAGAGUUUGGUUUCAAGGUCGGAGAGCCAGAAGAUGUGCGACUAGAUAUGAAACAAGAGAAUACAGUUGACCCAAUGCUAGCGAUGUAUGCAGAACCACCAGCCCCUAGAAAAAUUCUCAUUCCGGAACGAUUCGUGUGCAAUAGUUCGCCAGUUGAUCCAAAUGCAACGCAACGGUUUCUGAAAUAUAAUCGAGCUGGAAUCGUUCGCAGUUAUGUUAAUGAAGCGAAUAAAGUUUCAACCAUUGAUAUUGAAUUCCACGACAAAAAUAUUCAUGGUGAUAUUCACAUUGAUAACUUCGACUUGGAAUACGAGCUCGCUGAUAUUGCAUUGAAAGUCGUUGCAUUGGCUAGUCUUGAAAGUAGAAGGAAAGAGAAGGAUCUUGACAAGUUGAACGAUGAAAUCGAGGAUCUAGAAACAGAUGCGGAUGUGAAAGAGAAGAAAGGAACGAGUGUCCUCCAUGUCAUUCCAAUUCAAGCAUUCGAUAGUCAACGGUGGUCUAUGACCUUACCUCGUGGAGAUGGUUGUGUCGAUGUUCUUUGUUCCAGUAGUCAAGUCGUCGUACUUACGAAGAAACGGAAUAUUCGAGUUUUCACAAUUGGAGGAAUCCAAAGACAAAUUUUCACUCAUUCGUCUCCCAUUCUCACUGCUGCUUGUUUCGAAAAUCGAGUGGCUAUCGCGUCGGUCUCUGGAUCUGAAUUUUACGAACAGAAGAAAACGCCACAAUGGAAAUUCGAAGUUGUGGAGUAUUCCCUCGAUCAGAAAAGCUGGUAUAAGGAAUCUAGAACAAAUGGCACCACAGGAGCUGUUACACGAAUGGACAUUCCAGUCGAAACGGGUGAACAACUUGACUGGUUAUCUUAUUCAAACCAAGGAAAACUGGCUAUCAUGGACUCGGCGUGCAACGUUCAUGUUCUGUCUGCUCCGGGUUUGUGGGUCCCAGUUUUCCAAGGCUCUUCUAUUCUUCGCAAUCCAUCUGAUGGAAUAUUCCCCAUUGUCAUGACUACAAAAGAAUUCCGCUACAUCUACUGUCGUGGUUCUAAAUAUCCAAUUGUCAACGGAGUGAACGCACCAACCACAACCGAAUGGAAAGUACCAUUCUGUCAACCCGAGAGUGUCAGAACCGAAAUGGAACAUAAUUUAUUCCUCAACGAACUAUCACUCGCAGAUGCUAUUCUGGAACGUAAUGAAGAUCGAAGCAGUGAUGAGACAAAAAAGUUGACGGCAACAAUUGUGAAGCUCUUUGCUUUGCUGACCAAGACAAAUUCAGAUGGCCAAGCGGCAGAGGUUGCCGCGCUCGUCUCCUCAGGUUCUUCGAAAACGAUACAGAGCUUGUGCAACUAUGCCAGCAAGUGUAAGAAGGUGGCUCUCGCUGAAAAGGUCGCUGAAAUCGGACGGCAAAUGACCGAAGUCGACGAUGACCGCAAAGCGGUAGAAGAGAUUCGGCCGACAAAGAGAAUCGCGUUGGCUCCUAGGAAGUUGCGCAAGGCUCCAAGCCCAUUAGAAGAGGAGGAAGACAGAGAUGAGGAGGGAAACGAUGACAACCGAGAAGAUAUUUCAUCUCGAUACAACUCAAAUUUGGAUAUCUCCAUUUCAUCACAGCCAGUUCAACCAUUGGAAAGACUUGCGAAAAAUCCAUUUGCGAAAGGUACUGAAAAGUCAUUUGGAAUUGAGUCAACGUCUUCAACACAAGCAUCGAUGUCUAUUUUCGAUCAACUAGAGACAGUUUCAACCGACCAACGGAAGCGUACUCGUGAGAAUGAACCGGCUGCUAUUUCUUCUAACCCUACAGCACGCAAGCAGGCUAAACUGAAAUUUGGUUCCAGCGUUACCCCCUCAGAUGAACAAAAAGUAAUCAAGCCAAAGCAAGUGAGCGAGAAGCUUCACAAAUCGAAUGAAAAGGAAAAUGGGGUUGGUUCCCAAAACGAUGUAGAGGAACCGCGAAAGAAAACUGUGAGCCCAUACGAAAUGUGGUUGGCUGAAACGAAGAGUAAUCUGCAAUUCGAGUAUGAGGGAGAAGAAGCCGAUUUUUCAAAGUACUGUAUUCAAACGUUCCGCGCACUUAGUAAGGAUCAGAAGGAAGAAUGGAAGGCAAAAGCCAUAGCUGUCGCUCAAAACUAA